This is a messenger RNA of Folsomia candida, 2037 nucleotides long. RefSeq lists its product as uncharacterized. The record is from RefSeq and is a predicted model, not a curated record. The transcript has 4 exons. NCBI's taxonomy places the organism in Eukaryota, Metazoa, Arthropoda, Collembola, Entomobryomorpha, Isotomidae. The coding region runs from base 506 to 1933 and encodes 475 amino acids.
AUCGCUGAAAUAAAUAAAUAAAUACUUAUGUAACAAUCUCAUUUUAUUAUUUACCCGGGAAUACUCUCUUCCGCAAUAAAUAUUCCAUCCCAAAUUUAAAAGUUUGAAAUGUCAGCCACACCCACUUCCAGCAGUAGUAAAAGGAAGGAGACUCCCAUCAGCAGCAAGGGUAGUGCCAAGAAGAAGAAGGGAGAAAAAAGUGAGACUGAAGGGACGGAGAAAAAGUUUCGAUAUUUAGUGCCGGAUAGUGAUGAUAACAGCGGCGGAGAAGAGGAGAAGGAAGGUCAAGUUAGACCAGAGUGGAAGAUAGUUCCUGCGCCACGGGAUCCACCCACCCGACCCAACUCUAAAUAUGUACAGACUCGGAAAGAGAUUCAGGUUCGAGCGGAUAAGCCCACCCCUCCUUGGUGGAAAAUGGCUAAAGUUUUAAAAACUGAAAAAAAGCAGUCCACUCAGCCGAAAGAUCAGUCUGACAAUAAGUUGAGGGCUUUCUUCUUCAAAUUAAAUGAGGAACUCAAGAAAAAGGAUGAGGAGGAGGAGAAAGUGGAUGAAAUGGAGGUCGAGGAGGUUCUUUCCGGUCAGUCUGACAAUAUCUGGAGCCACCCCCGAAACAAUCAAAAUUAAGAACAGUGAGUGGACUGAUGACAUGCGGAAGAGGGUGGUGGGAUACCUGGAGAAAGUUGGGAUGGAUGGGUUGCCAGUGCCCGAAACCAAUUAUAAUGUGGCGUAUAAAUCUGGCUUGCUCAUGAUAAUUAGCAAAACUACUACCAUCCCGGUAUGCUAUCAAUUAGGAUGUUUCAGUACUCAUGGCGCAAGGGUGACGAAAUUCCCAAAAUGUCUGAAGCACAAGGGGGAGAAGACUGGAUUUGUAGUGGGCGAAUUUACGGACGGAGAAAAUAAUCGACACAACGUUAUCUUCCACGUGAUCACCUCAUUUACUUUCGACGAGGAUGACGAAGAAGAAGUAAAGGAGAGCAAUGCUACAACAAGUUUGAAAAAAGUGAUUGCUUACUCAGGUGCAAAAUCCACUAGUGAGAACGGCUGGCAGACCUACUGUCAAGAACGGAUUCUGAAGGGAAAGCCCAAACCGGAAGCUGUCGAAAUAGAGGGAACACGGACGAAUCGACGACGACGAUAUUUUGAUGAGGAAGAUGAUGCCAUGAAAAUAUAUUGUUCUCGACAGACUGUGACGCUUUUGAAGAUGCUACUCUGGCCUAACACCACCACUAAGAUAAUAUGCAUCAAUGAGAUGAUUAACUUUCCAAAUGGGGCCUACAAGGAAUUUAAGGAGGAGAUGGAUUUGUGGAAGAUGGAGCUGCGAGUUUACGAUACUCUGAAAAUGGAAGAUGCCAACAAGAUGAUUUCUCCCGUUCCAUAUCUCAAGGUGGCGAAAUCUGGGGACACCAUCGGGUCAAUGUUGAAGAGUGAGAAGAAGAAGAAGGGAGGUGACGAGGAGGAUGAUAAAAUGAAGACGGAGGAGAAAGUUGCCGUGUUGUACUGGGUCUCGAAUCCGUAUAUUCUGUAUGCUGGACAGGCCAUCAGUGUAUCCGUUCACAGUAACCCCAGCACGAGUGACCCACUGAUUUGUUACAAGCAACAAAUGGGUGGUGACCCAACCUACAAAAUAAUUCCCAUCGGAACAGUGAAGGAUGAUGAUAAGCACAAAUGGGAGGCUCAUCAUCAGAUUGCAGCAUUCUUCGCGUCAGUUCUCAAGAUGCAGAAUUGCAUCAACCCGGAUGACUACACCCUCCUGCCCCAAAACUCGACUACUUAUCCAUACGGCAUUAAUAAGCAGACCAGCUCGAAGCACUUUGAUAAGAAGUCACUGGGAAUCAUCAACGAGCUUAUGAAAAAGUAUUUUUGUAUUGAUGUGUAUUUGGGGGCGAAGGCUUUGGUCGAAAGUGGGGAGAGUGAAUUGUUCUUGUUUAAUUAAUGAUUGAUGUUUAUUUGGGUGCUGAAGUUAAAGUUUGAAUUCUAUGCAUUAAUUUAUUAUUUUAGGUGGUUUCUAUAAAUAAACUAAGCUGCUGUUUCAUACAA